Molecule: messenger RNA, 2276 nt
Organism: Cercospora beticola
Lineage: Eukaryota; Fungi; Ascomycota; Dothideomycetes; Mycosphaerellales; Mycosphaerellaceae
Product: PP2C family serine/threonine-protein phosphatase
Biological process (GO): protein dephosphorylation
Cellular component (GO): mitochondrion
Molecular function (GO): [pyruvate dehydrogenase (acetyl-transferring)]-phosphatase activity
Source: RefSeq, a predicted model, not a curated record
CUUCGCUUGGCUAAACGCGUCUUGUGAACUCUGGCCGUAUCCAUCGACAACUUGCACUUUGGCAUCAUUAAAGAUGCUAUCGCGCACGCUGAGGGCUGGUCAGCGGCAAGCGCCCUUAGCACACCGAACGACGCGAUUCUCUCGGCGCUUCAACGGCAAUGCACAGCAAGGAGGUCACACGACGUACUUUCAGCAACCCGUUCAGCCGCCUCGAAAAUGGCCACGCCGACUCGGACUAGCAUUCUGGAGCGCAGGAUGUUUUAUUGCUGGAACCUACUCGUGGGCGCGACUUUCGAUGGGGUCUUUGGAUGAUCUGGCAGGGAUGAUCGGCGAUGCUGGCGAAGUUAUGGAAGACGUCGUAGCUAUCGCCGCAUUGGAAGCCAUUGCUCGAGAAACGCCUCCGAUUUCUUUAGAGGAAGCUGAUGAGCUGCUCAAAUCUCGAUCAAGCUUCUCCGUUACUGCAAAGGCAGUGGCGCAUACAUGCCAAUCGCCGGCAAAUAUGCCAUGCGAGGACACUGGAUCGUCAGGCGCUUUCACUCUGUUCAACGACAAGAUGAGAGACUGGAAUGAGUGGGCCAUCUUUGAUGGGCACGCGGGCCCACGAACGGCGCAAGUGCUUAAGCAGGUACUUCCGUCUAUCGUUGGUGAGCGAUUGUGGGAAGCGAAUUGCAUGACGAGGCCAUACGUCCCAAACGACCCUGUCAUAGCCAGUACCAUCAAGAAGGCCUUUCUGGAGCUCGACAAGGAGAUUAUGGACGAGGCUGGCAAGCUCGUCCAAACUGGCGGGCCGCUGGCGCAAGUUGUGGCAGUGGGCGCAGCUGCUUUCUCAGGAUCCUGCGCACUACUGGCGUUAUAUGAUCCAGCUCGAUCGGUGCUUCGUGUGGCGAACGUUGGUGAUUCUCGAGCAGUGUUCGGCCGAUGGGAUGGUACCAAAUAUAUUGUGCAGCCAAUGUCUGUCGAUCAGACGGGAUUCAAUCAGGAUGAAGUCGCUCGCCUAAAACGGGAGCAUCCCGGCGAGGAGAACAUUGUCGAUCCCAACUCAGGGCGGGUACACGGUAUCGCGAUCUCUCGAGCUUUUGGCGAUGCGAGAUGGAAGUGGCCGAACAGCUUGACGAAGUUGGCCCACGACAAGUACUGGGGCCCAUCUCCACGUCCUAAUGGCAUGAUCAAAACGCCACCAUACCUCACAGCUGAGCCUGAAAUCAUGGAGACGAAGGUGAGAACUGACGGCGAACACCCAGACUUCCUCAUCAUGGCUAGCGAUGGCCUGUGGGAUCAGAUGUCGUCUGAGGAUGCCGUGACCUGCGUACAGAUGUGGCUGGAAAAGAACAGGCCAUCUGCGUUUCUCGAGCAGAGGGACGAAGAGGUCACCUCGUGGAAGGAUUUUCUGCGUAAGCAACCUGCUCCGACUCGCGCGCCCAGCUUUACUAGUGCUGAGGAUCUGGCCAACGACGAGGACACCUACUUCGAUGAGAACGAAGGUUGCUUGAAAUGGCGCGUUUCCCCAAAGCAUUUUGUCAACGAGGAUGAAAAUUGUGGUAUUCAUUUGGUCAAGAAUGCACUAGGCGGCAAACGAAGGGACCUUUUUACAGGUGUGAUGAGCGUCCAGACACCACUCGCACGAUAUGUGCGAGACGACAUUACCGUGCAUGUUAUUUUCUUUGGUCAGGACACGGAGCCUAUACUCCAGAAAAACCCCAUGCCUGCGAGCGGACUACGCGCGAGCGCUAGUGCUAGUGCAAGUGCGAGUGGUGGCAUGUCCACGAGAUAGAGCAUUGGAUACGGCUGAUGGCGGCUUUAUGGACACAUUGUGACAAAAUUCUGCUGCAAUUGCCGAGUUCUGGAAUUCCUGCCACGAGCUGGUUUUGCAGCCCUUUUGGGCAGAAGCACUUGAACAUACGCUGCCAAACCCGACUGAGCAAACGGCAUCGAAAUCCUCAAGUCUUGUGGCAGCACAUUGCCGGGACCACAAUUGGCGAAUGUGGAGGGACUAUUGUUUCAACUUGGCAGGCACGGCAGGUCGAAAGAUUUCCCCUCAUUCGAAUAUAUCGACCCCUGCUCUGCGUGGGCGCAGGUCCCGAUAUAUGGGGAGAGUGGCAGCUGAUUGGUGGAACUAACUCGUCUGGGGGCUAGAUCUUGCUGACUUCAUGGGCACGUCGGCUCGGUCUUUUGUGUAACGAAGCGAGAUCAAAUAUAAGAAAUAGUCUUCGCCUGAAGUAUUGGAGGGUGCCGUUGUCGAUCAACAUGAGGGUUCCAAAUUUUCUGCUCGCCGCCUU